CAGUUUGAUGGCGCCGUAGUAGUGGAUUUUUUAGAUUUUUUUUACUGUCUGUGUCAUCAUUAUGAAUUAGUGUUCCGUAUCCGUAGUAAAUUAACAUUUCCUAACAAAAAAAAAAAUAAUUAUAAGUCACUUGGAAUGCGUGAAAGCCAAAUAUAUUUGAGAAAACGUUUUGAAAGUUAAUUUCAAGAAAGUACAUAAGUUACAAGUAAGAUAAUACCUAAGCCUAACAACGAGUCUUUAUUAAUCAUUCUACUACUAAUAGUAGUAGUACUACUGAUAGUGCUACCUCCGUGUCAGUCGCUAGUUUAGUAAUACUAAUACUAACACUUAAAAGUUACAGUUAGUACUACCUUUAAAUAUUGGCAGCUACCACUGUUUUAAUCUAAAUUCAUCUUCUAGUCUAAGAUGUCUGAUUCAGAUGUUGAGAUAGAAGAAGAGAGUGAGGACGAUUGCUAUGAUGAUUACUACAAUACCCUUGAUGAUAAUGAAAUAUAUCAAACGGAUCCACGACAGAAUGACCCAGAAUACUUUGAAUUUGAAUGUUUAAGCAUACAGGAUGUGGAACGUUUGCUGAACGAAUGUGUCGAAGCUUUAUGUGCUAGCUUACAGGUGAUGCCAUCGCUGGCCAAAGUACUUCUUCACACACACAACUGGACAGAACAAGACGUAAUUCCUGCUUACCGGCAAGAUGCUAAUAAACUGCUCUCUGAUUCUAGAAUAAAACCACUCAGACCUCCUGAAGUUGACAUGCAGGUAAUCAGAAGUAGCCACAGUAUUCUCUGUCCUAUUUGUCUGCAGACAUUUCCUGGUGAAUAUUUUCGUAAUUUAUCCUGUGGUCACUACUUCUGCAAAGAAUGUUGGGCUAUGCAUUUUGAGAUUCAGAUAAUGCAAGGUGUUACUACAGGUAUGGAAUGCAUGGCACAAGGCUGUAAUAUUCUAGUGCCAGAAGACUUUGCUUUGAACAUGCUCAGUAAAUCCUGCCUUCGAGAACGAUAUCAACAGUUUGCCUUUUCUGAUUAUGUAAGGAGCCAUCCAGAGCUACGUUAUUGUCCAGGACCCAAUUGUACUUAUGUAGCCCGUGCCAAGGAAGCUCAAAGUAAACGUGUCACCUGUAAACAUUGUAAGAGCUUCAUACUGAACAUAUGCUUUAAAUGUGGAACUGAUUACCAUGCCCCAACAGACUGUGAAACAAUUAAGAGAUGGCUUACGAAAUGUGCAGAUGAUUCGGAAACAGCAAACUAUAUUUCUGCUCAUACCAAAGAUUGUCCCAAGUGCCACAUAUGUAUUGAAAAAAAUGGUGGCUGUAAUCAUAUGCAAUGUUAUAAUUGCAAAUAUGAUUUCUGUUGGAUGUGUCUAGGAGACUGGAAGACACAUGGUAGUGAAUAUUACGAGUGCAGUAGGUAUAAAGAAAAUCCCAACAUUGCCAAUGAAUCAGCUCAUGCUCAAGCCCGUGAAGCUCUCAAAAAAUACUUGUUUUAUUUUGAGAGGUGGGAAAACCAUGCUAAAAGUCUGAGGCUGGAAGAACAAACUCUUCAAAAGAUCAAAGACAGAACCCAUCAAAAGGUUAUGGCUAAUGAGGGGACCUGGAUAGACUGGCAGUAUUUACUGGAUGCUGCUGCGCUUCUGGCAAAGUGUCGGUACACACUUCAGUACACCUAUCCAUAUGCUUAUUACCUAGAGGCAGGUCCUCGAAAAGAACUGUUUGAAUAUCAACAAGCCCAGUUAGAAGCAGAAAUAGAAAAUCUUUCGUGGAAAAUAGAAAGAGCAGAAACAACAGAUAGGGGGGAUUUAGAAAAUCAAAUGGAUAUAGCAGAAAAGAGGAGAGCAACUUUAUUGAAGGACUUCUUAUCUGUCUGAUAGUUCUUUCACUUCAGUUUUAGGUGGAUUUUUUCUAGCAAGUAUUUUUGUAGUAGAUUUUUUCUCACGUCUCACAUUUUGGUGAGACUGCUCAUUAUUCAUUCAAUGCUUGUACAGGAUGAGACAAAACUUUUGCACUAUUGGACAGCUGUUUAGUAAAAAAAAAGUCCUUUAAGUAAAGCAUGUUGUGUCUUAUUAAAGUCAAAACACUACUAAAAAUA
Molecule: messenger RNA, 2078 nt
Organism: Limulus polyphemus (Atlantic horseshoe crab)
Lineage: Eukaryota; Metazoa; Arthropoda; Merostomata; Xiphosura; Limulidae
Gene: ari-2
Product: potential E3 ubiquitin-protein ligase ariadne-2-like
Exons: 14
Coding region: 406-1857 (483 amino acids)
Biological process (GO): positive regulation of proteasomal ubiquitin-dependent protein catabolic process; ubiquitin-dependent protein catabolic process; protein polyubiquitination
Cellular component (GO): cytoplasm; ubiquitin ligase complex
Molecular function (GO): ubiquitin conjugating enzyme binding; zinc ion binding; ubiquitin protein ligase activity
Source: RefSeq, a predicted model, not a curated record